AUGGCAUUCGCGGGACAGAAGGCCGUGAAAGGCCUGGCAGCAGGCAUUGGUCUCAUCUCAGAAUCGAUCUCUGCUCACAAGGCGAAGAAGCAAUCGCCACAAACCAACACAAACGAUAACAACCAGCUAGAAGGAAAUUUGCAUGGGAGUGGUCACCCUCAAAGCAUCAAUAGACAACAAGGCGAGGACCCAGAGAGCACCGCGAAAGACUUCCUGGAAGAACAGUGGGAGCUCGACGAGACCCAAGACGAAUUGAGACAGACAACCGAAGCUCGAACAGAGCUGUCAGAGCACGAGACCGAGCAGGCUCUCGAUGAAGCCGUUCGCCGCUUUGCAUUCGACCAUCCCCCUCCUGAAUAUACACCCAGUAACGACACCCUAAUGCCCCAAUUACCCGCGCCGAUCCUCCUGCCCCAACGCAGACCAAAAAGCCGCAAGCGCGGAUUCAUCCGCGCAUAUGCACCUGAUCUAGCCGCCUUCUCUAUUGACCAGCCCAUGUUCUUUGAGUUCCUCGAUAAUGCCGAGAAGGCAUGUCAAGGAGCAAAGUGGCUGAAUGCCAUCAACCUGGCAUCAAUCGGGACAAUGUUCAUGCCAUUUGCCACGGGAAUUGCAGUAUCAAUUGCCAUACAGAUUGCCACAGAUGUCGCCAUUGCCGUGGAUGGCAUACGGAGAACAAACACAUUCUUCGAUAAAAUGAAUAAAGAGUUCUUCCAGCCGCGUGGUCUUUUCUGUCUAGUCAUGACCUGGAAUCCAGAUUUGCCGGAUGCACCAUCGACAACAGUAGAUUUGAACUCAAUGGUCUUCAAGUCCACCGAGAGAGGAGGCUCAGACAUGCUGGACCGUCUACGACACAAAUUCAAGUCAUCCGACGGGAAGACCUAUGGCAAUAUCUUCCCUGAAGUAGCACCCUUGAUAUUCCCCGGUCUUGACGAGCUUGCCUCCGACCGAGACGCGACGAAGGAGAUCUCAAAGACCAAGAAAAAGAUGGAAUUCGUGAAUGCUUACUGGGACAAGCGGGCCCAGGCUAAAUUUGCAACGAAGAAUCCAGAGAGCCAUUUGGCAAAAGGCCCCAAACCCGCGUUCACCUCGCGCUAUGCUGACCCCAAUCAUCCCGCCAGCAGCGGUGACCUGCUGGCCCUGGUUAGCGGAGGCCAUUUCUCCGCGGACAAGCUGCAGAGCCUCAGAGGUGGUCGGUCCCCUCUUGGACGAACUCGGGGUUCAUAUGCCCCGGACCAAUUUGCCAGCCAAGAAUAUGAUCAGAGGAGGGACUCUAGAUCCAACCCUCCGGCGCCGCAUGCGCCCUAUGGUCGAUCUCUUGAUGUGAGAGGUAUCAUCGGUGGACGCAGAGAUAUGCGAGGAUCCCGCAGCGCGGGACAAGGGGCGUCGUUUGAGUCGUCUGAAUACAACACGGUGCGCGGCGAGAAUGGUCGGAUGUUUGAUCGACGAGCAGAAUGGAACAGAGAAAACAUGGGUCUGAGCAACCCGAUUUCGAAGCUACGUGAGCAGAAAGUGUUGUACCUGGCCAUUGUGAACAUGCCAUCCGAGGCGGAAAUGGCUCAGGCUCGCGAGGUUGUGGGACGGAUGGAUGUCUAG
This is a messenger RNA of Penicillium soppii, 1593 nucleotides long. RefSeq lists its product as uncharacterized. The transcript has 3 exons. Bases 1 to 1593 code for a protein of 530 amino acids. NCBI's taxonomy places the organism in Eukaryota, Fungi, Ascomycota, Eurotiomycetes, Eurotiales, Aspergillaceae. The record is from RefSeq and is a predicted model, not a curated record.